Phyllotreta striolata is the source of this 1687-nucleotide messenger RNA. NCBI's taxonomy places the organism in Eukaryota, Metazoa, Arthropoda, Insecta, Coleoptera, Chrysomelidae. The record is from the annotation of a GenBank genome assembly.
GAUCGUGCUUUCGAUCAGAACCACCAGCCCAAAAGAAGAUCAUCAUGUUACCGUCGAGCCGCAUGCCCAAGUUCGUCGCGUUCCUGCUCGUCGUGGCAGCGUCGCUCGACGACGCCUCCGCCGUGGAUUCCAAGUACUCCUUGGAAACCAAGUACAUGAAAGUGCCGUUGGACCACUUCAAGUGGUACGCCGAAGAGAAAUCGUUCAACCUGCGGUACCUCGUGGACGCCAAGCACCACGUCCAGGGCGGGCCGAUAUUCGUCUUCACCGGCGACAAGGGCGACAUCAACAUCUACGCCCAGAACACCGGCUUUAUGUUCGAUAUCGCGCCCAUGUUCAAAGCGCUCCUGGUGUUCAUCGAGCACCGUUACUACGGACAAUCGUUGCCCUUCGGCAACGACACCUUCUCGAAUCCCCAAAACAUGAUUUAUCUAACGACAACACAAGCUUUGGCUGAUUUCGCUUUCGUCAUCGACCAAUUGAAGAGGGAGUUCUUCGAGAACGUCGUCCAAUACGAUACGUACCCGAUCGUCGCGUUCGGCAGCUCCUACGGCGGUAUGCUGGCCGCCUGGUUGCGAAUGAAGUACCCCUACACCGUACUGGGCGCCAUCUCGUCGUCGGCGCCGAUGUUCUACUUCCCGGGCCUCAGCAGCUGCGCCACCUUCUACGAGAAAGUCACCAAAGUGUUCGAACGGUACGGUCGCGACCAGUGCAUCAAGACCAUCAAGCUCGGCUGGGACGUCAUCAUCAAUUUGACUAAAAACAAAUUAGGUAUGGACUUCGUAUCGUCGAAUUGGAAGCUGUGCUCUAAGAUAUCGACGACCGACGACGUGGAGAAGCUGUUGGAAUGGUUGAGCGACAUCUACGUGAAUUUGGCACUAAGCAACUACCACUACCCGACCGAUUUCUACAGUCCUUUGCCGGCCUAUCCGGUGAAAGUGUUCUGCGACAAGCUAACCACCUCCUACUUCAACGACACCAAAGGACUGAUCGAACAUUUCGGCUACGCCAUCGAAAUGUAUACGAACUACACGGGCAGGACGGCCUGCAACGACAUCAACUCCAAAUACCACGACAUCACCGAGUUCGCCUUCGGCUACCAGAUGUGCACCGAGCUGAUAAUGCCCAAGUGCUCCACCGACGCGGACAUGUUCAUCACGGCGCCCUGGGACUUCGACAAGUUCGCCAAGAAGUGCUACAAGAAGUACGGCACCAGCUCGAGCCGGCCCGAUUGGGGCAUGCUCAUCUACGGCGGCAAGAACUUGAAGUAUUUCUCCAACAUCGUCUUCAGCAACGGCGAGAUGGACCCGUACUCCUGCUGCGGCGUUUCGGCCAACGUGACGUCGUCGGUGAUGGCGUUCGAUAUCAUCGAUGCUCCGCACCACGUCGAUCUCAGAAACGCUGACAUGUCGGACAACAAUUACAUCCAAUCGGCCAGGCAGUUCCACAUCCUGGCCCUCAGGAAAUGGUUGAAAUUGGAGUAGAAUCGCGCACUUUUCUCCCCGUCACCUCCAUUCAUCUUACAUUCGUAUAGGUAGCUUAUAAAUGGAUUUGAUUUGUAACUCGAGUUUGUACACUUUGUUUAAUCGAAACACAAGUAAAAAUCAACAAACUACCGAAAUGGAUUUGUUUCUUUUAUUUAAUCUUUCUCUUCAUCAUUAUCUUCUUUUUCUUCUACUUCUUCUUC